Messenger RNA from Pelagomonas calceolata, 5387 nucleotides. The record is from the annotation of a GenBank genome assembly. Lineage: Eukaryota; Pelagophyceae; Pelagomonadales; Pelagomonadaceae.
GGAUGCAAACCGAGCAGCUAUGAUACAGCUGGACAGGGAGAGCAGCCGUGACACGACUGCAAACAGCGGCUAUGGCAGCGCAGCAGUCAAAGGACGUUGUCAGGCAUUGUCUACGGCACGACAGGCAGCGCUACGCCCUGGUAUCCAUCCACAACCUUGUGCAAGGCCUCGACAAAAGCUAGCGUAUCGGCACACUAGCUUUUUGCCCUGCAAUUGCAUUGCAUUUUUGCAGUAGUGCGAGCAGGUUGUGCGAGCUGCAGUCCUCUGCAGCAGCAUCCAGUUCGCGGUAGGCCUGACUGGCGCGAACGCUAGCAGGCUGCAUUUGUAGCGUCCCUACCUGCAGACACACGCGUAGCAGCCCGGCAGCCAUGCGCGCAUUGCUGCUAUGCGCGGGCCUCGCCGCAGCGCUGCCGCGGCGGCGCGCGCUGCGGCCACUCGCGCUGCGCGGCGGAUCCGCGGCGCCCGCGCCCGCGGCCGCGGCCGCGCCGGCACUGCCCACCGUCGCCGAGGCCGAAAGUGCCCACGCCUGGACGGCCACGGACACUGUGACGCGCUUCGCGGCGAAACCGGACGCCGGUCUAUCCGAGGCCGAAGUGACAAGAAGAAGAGAAGUGUCGGGAAGGAACGUCCUCGUCCAAGCUGCGAAGAGGACGCAGUGGCAGAUGCUUUUGGACCAGUUCGACGAUCGACUCGUGCAGAUACUCGUGCGAUCUCGGCGUCCCGUUGUGUAGAGGCGCCUUCACGCCAUCGACGCGACUCGUGUCCAUCUCACGAUGACGUGGGUGGUUUCUUUUCCGAUUUCGAGGCCGUUCGGUCGCGCAGGUGGGCGUCGCGGUGCUAUCAGCAGUACUAGGCAUGCUCGACGCCGAGGACCCGACGGCCUGGGUCGACCCCGUGGUCAUAUCCUUGAUCCUGAUGUCGAACGCCGCAGUAGGUGUCUGGCAAGAAUCCUCGGCAGAUGGUGCGCUAGCUGCAUUGGAGAAAUUACAACCAGCAAGGUGCUGCGUGCGACGCAACAGCGCCUGGGACGGCGAGGUCCAGGCGUCCGAAUUAGUUCCUGGUGAUGUCGUGUAUUUGAGGGUCGGGGACAAGGUACCUGCUGAUUGUAGAUUGCUCCAACUCAAGACGUCGGCCUUCUCGACCGACGAGGCCGCGCUGACGGGCGAAAGCGUGACCACGUCCAAGGAUCUCGAUGUUGUAUCUGAUGAAAAGGCGCCUCUGGCCGACCGGUCGAACAUUGUAUUUGCGGGCACGGUCGUGACGCGGGGCCACGCGACCGGUGUUGUGGUCGCCACAGGCAUGUCGACGCAGAUAGGAAGAGUGCAAGCGGGCGUAGAUGCAGCUAGAGCCGAUAGGGAGAAGACGCCCCUCGCAAAAAAGCUCGACGAGUUCGGUUCUCAAUUAACACUGGUCAUCGGCGGCAUCUGCGCGGCGACGUUCGCGGCCUCCGUGCCGAGGUUCGGGUCUCCGGUGUUUGGCGGGAACCGACUCAAGGGCGCGGCCCAUUACGCCAAAGGAGCCGUGGCGUUGGGCGUCGCGGCCAUCCCCGAGGGGUUGCCUGCUGUUAUCACCCUAUGCUUGUCUCUAGGAACCAGAAGGAUGGCCGCGCGGCGCGUCGUCGUAAGGCGCUUGCCCUCCGUCGAGACGCUGGGAUGCACGUCGGUCAUUUGUAGUGACAAAACGGGCACGCUCACGACGAACGCGAUGACAGUCGUCUCUUUGUUAAUUCCGUCGUCGGGCACUUUUGACGAAUUGGAAGUGACAGGUGGCUCGUACGAUCCGACCGACGGUGACGUGCGAGGCUUUGAAGAGCGCAAUGGUUGUGCCGACGUUCGAUUAUUGCAGUGCGCGUCCGUCUGUGCGCUGUGCAACGACGCGCAAUUGGCAAGGGACGAGGAUUCGGGCGAAUUUGUUCGAGUCGGCGAGCCAACAGAAUGCGCGUUGCGCGUCCUCGCCGAAAAACUAGGACCGCCCCCGUUCCGAAAGCCGGCCGGGUACGAGCAGGCCGGCGCCUGGCAGCGGGCGGCGCUGUCCUGGCGCCACGCCUUCGAGCGGAAGGCGACGUUGGAGUUUGAUAGAGGACGUAAGUCCAUGUCCACGGUCUGCACGCGCGGCGAUGCCACGUCGUUAUAUGUCAAGGGCGCGCCGGACUCGGUCAUCGCGCGGUGCACGCGCGUGCGCCGGGAGGACGGGUCUGUUGUUUCAUUGGACGAGUCGACGCGAUCCGCGCUCAUUGAGAAAGUCACGGCGAUGGCGUCUCGACCUUUGAGGUGCCUCGCGCUCGCGACGAAGGACGUCACCGCGUGGGAGGACGUGGAACGGGGCGGGCCCGCGGCCCACGAGGCGUUUGAGUCCGAUCUGAUCCUGGAAGGCGUCGCGGGCAUUCGGGAUCCCCCGCGCCCGGAGGCGAAGCGAGCGAUAGCGCGAUGCAAGUCAGCUGGGGUGAGAGUCUUCAUGAUCACCGGCGACAGCAAGGAGACGGCCGUCGCCAUCGGGAAGGAAUUGGGUAUUCUGGAGAGCGACGAGCGCGCCUGGGAGGGCAAUGCGUUCUUUGCGGACGACUCGGCCGAAGCGGAGGGCCGGCGCAAGGACCUGCUCGCGCCGUCCGCGGGCGACGGCGUGUUUUGUAGGACGGCGCCGGCCGACAAGCAGCGCAUCAUCAAGCUGCUGGCCGACGCGCACGGCGACGUCACGGCGAUGACGGGCGACGGCGUCAACGACGCUCCGGCGCUCCAGCAAGCUUCUAUCGGUGUGGCGAUGGGCAUCGCGGGCACGGAGGUGGCCAAGCAAGCGGCGGACAUGAUCCUCAUGGAUGAUGAUUUUGCUACCAUUGUGGCCGCCGUGGAAGAAGGUCGCGGGAUCUACAAGAACAUGCAAGCAUUUGUCUGCUUUCUGUUGAGUUGUAAUUUCGGCGAGGUCGCUACUGUCUUCGGUGCUACGUGUCUCGGCGUGCCGGACGUCCUCACGCCGCUGCAGUUGUUGUGGGUGAACCUCGUCACUGAUGGGCCGCCCGCCACUGCCUUAGGGUUUAAUCCGCCCGAUCCUGAUGCGAUGUCCAGACCGCCCAGAGACCCGAAGGCGCCGAUCCUGACGCCGUGGUUACUUGGUAGAUAUGCCAUCACCGGUGCUUAUGUGGGCUUCGCGACGAUCCAAGUGUUCCUCAACGAGUUCAAGGAUCGCGGUGUAAGUCGACAGCGGCUGCGGUCGUGGGCGUCGUGCGACCUGAAGGAGCCGGCGUGGGCCGACUUCGCUCCCAUCAACGCGGGGAGCUGUGUGGAAAUCAAGCUUUUACGGCGCGUUCGUGCUGAAUCGUCGCGUCGUCCUCCACGCCAUCGACGCGACGCCUGCUCGAUGGCGUGGCGAUGCCGGUUCCUCACCGCUCGACGGAGCCAGCGCGGCCACGUCAUCGCCGAGAAAUGACUUAGUGAAGAAUUGUCGGGUGCACCCGACACACUGGUUGAUUUCCACACAGGCGGGGAGCGAUGCUUGUGCUGGGGCCUUCGGCGCGAAAGGCGCUGUCAAGGCCACCGCGCAAACUCUAGCCUUGACGACGCUCGUCGCGAUGGAGAUGUGAGUCGCGCGGCGUCCCGCUUCUUGGUGCAUCAUGUCGCUCCCUCCCACGCCGUCGACGCAACUACGCCGUGUCUGCUCGAUGGCGUGCCUCGACACCGUCGACGUGACACUGUAUUCAUGUGUUUCUGCUCGACGGCGUGCCGGCUGGAGCUCACCGGUCGACGUCCGCGCAGGCUCAAGGCGCUGAGCGCCGUGUCGCUCGACCACUCGCUGCUGCGCGUCGCGCCGUGGGCCAAUCCUUGGCUCCUCGCCGGAGUCGCCUUGCCCGUCGCGCUGCAUAUGUUCCUAUUACAUGCGCCGUGGCUCCGCGGCCUCUUCGGCCUCGCGCCGCUUACGAAGGCGAACUGGAUCACCGUCGCCAAGUUCUCGCUGCCCAUCUUGCUCGUGGAGGAGCUGACGAAGGCGGUCGGCCGCGAGGUCGACCGCCGGGAGCGGGAACGACGGCGUGCGGCGGCGUCGAACUAGUCGUAUUAAAUCGAAAUUAAGUCGUAUCUAUACCGUCAUCUACGCUUGGCACCAGGACUCGCGGGUUUCGUGCAGCUGCCAAAUAAUCGUCAAGUGGCGCAGAAGAGGCGGCGCGGCGCGCCGAUCAUCGAGCAGGGUUUGACUUAGCCCUCAUCGCCUAUCGACUACUCCACCGAGAGAGCCAGGAGGAAGAAACCUUGAGUUUCGCCCUCAUUGAAAAAACAGCCAACAAUUGUAGCUGACAUAACACGAAGAUGGCACGCAUAAAAACUAUUUUGCUCGCCGUCGCGCUGGCGGCGGCCGGCGCCGUCGCGCCGCCAUCGCUACGGGGCGUCAAGGAAGCUGCGUCGGGCGAGACCGCCGACACGUUCGAAGCGUCGCUGGCCAAGGAGGUCGAGCGAUUGAACGCCGCGCUGGCCGAAAAGGACGCCGCGCUGGCCAACAAGGAUGCCGUGAUAGCCGAGAAGGACGCCGUGAUAGCCGAGCUCUCGCAACACCGCUCGUCGGGCGGCCGAACGCUCGAUUUUGGUUGGAGCAGAAAAUAGCUACCCCUCCUGUUCCCCCGGCGAAUGGGCACACAGAAAACAACUUUAUAACCCGCCUGGUGGUUACCAACAGCUCAUGUGCAGUUCCUUUCUACCCGAACAUUGGGUCGAAUGCUGCACAAACGGGGUGACGGGGAAGCGGCUCGUACGCGACGGUCGGCGCGGGCCUUUGGUGUUUGGCCAAGUGCGCGACGAUCGCGGCCCUCGGGCCCUCGGUCUGGGCCGUCGGCGCGUCGGCGGGCGCGGGCCCCGCGAUCGUCGUCGCGCAAAGUGUGGCGCGGGCGUCCGCGGCGCCGCUGGUAUUUUUCUACGAGUACGUGGUGGACGACGCCGACGUUACAGGCGGUGCGGAAAUCAUCUGCUCGACGGCGUGGCGGUGACGGUCUAUCUCGCACACAGGCCAAAGGGGAGUUCUACAACUGGUUUGGGGAUAGCCGUCGCCUUCUCGGCCCGUGGCGCGUGCUUGGGGCCAUCGUGUCGGCCAUGAUCAUCGCGCUCGGACUGCUGCCCGUUGAGGCUGCUAUGCGUGUCCUCGCCGCGACGGCGGUGGGAACGGUCGUCGCCGGCGCCUACGGCCAGUCGGUCCUCGGCGGCGUUAUGGGCGACUUCCUGGGUGCGACCAUAUGCGUCCUGGAGCUCGUUAUAUACCUCGCACUCGCCGCGGACGCGUCUCGUAUUGAUACGAGCGCGUUCCUGCGCCUCGCGGUAGUGGUCUCGUUGCCUCAAAUUUACGGGCGGCUGCGCAACAACAGCGAGAAGAAGGCCUGUUAGUAAGGAGUACACUUAGCAAGGAGGGGGAAGUCC